This is a messenger RNA of Miscanthus lutarioriparius, 2262 nucleotides long. Lineage: Eukaryota; Viridiplantae; Streptophyta; Magnoliopsida; Poales; Poaceae. The record is from the annotation of a GenBank genome assembly.
AUGGCGGCGGAGGAGCUGCUGCGGAAGAUACGGGAGCUGGAGGAGGGCCAGGCGGAGCUGAAGCGGGAGAUUUCCAAGCUCGUGCCGGAGGAGCAGCAGGGCGCGCAGCAGCAACAGCACCACGCCUCGCGCCGCCCGCCGCGGCGCGCCCUCCCCGCGGCGCCGUUCCUGUCGUCGCGGCUGCAGCGCGUGGGCGCAUCGGGCUCACUGACCGCCAGCACAUCAGGGCCCUGCACGCGCUGGGCCAGGCCGUGCAUAUCAUUGCCCCCGGCGGGAAGCUCAUUUACUGGUGAGGUUCCUUGCAUUUGGUUGUCUGUGUACUCUGCACUAGGAGUGUUCGGUGAAAUGUCUGAUAAGCGUUAUGCAGAGGCUCAAACCAAUCUUAGAGAACAGAACCGGUAUGCCGAACAAAUGUAUGGCUAUUCUACAUCAGAAGCAGUUGGUCAAGACGCUGUUGAAUUAUUGGUUCAUCCUGAUGAUGCUGAGGCAGCAAACAAUAUCAUCAGAAAUAUAUUUAUGGGGAAAUGUUGGAGAGGGAAGUUUCCUGUUAAAAAGAAGUCAGGAGACCGGUUCUUCAUUGUGGCCAAUAAUACUCCUUUGUAUGAUGAUGAUGGCAGUUUGGUGGGUCUCAUUUGUCUCUCAGUUGAUACGAAGACAUUAGAGGAUAUAAUGGGCCCUUCAACUUCAAUGAGGUCCUAUACACAUCCAGCGAGGCCCCGGUUUCAAGUCAACAAUCGGCCUAAAUGCAAUUUAUUAAAUAAAAGUUCUUUUGAGUCUGAGCAACCUGUCCAAUCUUCUUUAGCCUCCAAGAUAACAACUUUGGCUAGCAAAGUUACAAACAGAGUUCGUUCUCGGAUGAAGACAGGUCAGAACUGCAAUGAACAAUAUGGUGGCGGUUCUGAGUAUCAGUACUCUGAAGAUGAUUCCAAGGAAGAACUGGCAUCUAGUGGAACAAACACCCCUAGAGGUGAUGUACUGCAUGAUGGCUUUGUUAAAGGAGACCAUUCCCCUGGGAAGUCGAGUAAAACAAGUAGUGAUGACUCAGGGGACGGAAAUGAAAGGCUUUACAAGAUUAGUUCAAAGGCAGAGGAAUUAUUGGCCAAUAAGGGGAUAUCGUGGCCUUGGAAAGGGCACGAACAGAAUGGUCCUGACAAGGGUCACAUGAACCCAUUGCAGUUCCAUGAUAAGCAAGACAAUGACCAGAUACAUCUGGCUGGUCCAGAGUCAAUUGUAAUUCCAGACUACCAAGAUUCUGAUAGCACCCAGGAAAGCAAAUAUGAAGUAACGGGUAACUGGUGGUCUUUCACCAAUGAUAGCUUCAAUAGUUUGGGCAGCAGUUUAAGUUCUGAUAGCAGUGCUAUUGAGAGAGUAGAUCAUGAAGCAGAUUGCCUAGAUUAUGAGAUUCUGUGGGAAGACCUAGUAAUUGGAGAACAAGUAGGUCAAGGUUCUUGCGGAACAGUGUAUCAUGCUCAGUGGUAUGGCUCGGAUGUAGCAGUUAAACUAUUCUCUAAGCAAGAAUAUUCAGAAGAAAUGAUAGAUACCUUCAGACAAGAGGUAUCACUGAUGAAGAAACUACGUCAUCCAAAUAUUAUACUCUUCAUGGGUGCAGUUGCAUCUCCAGAACGACUUUGUAUUAUUACAGAAUUUCUUCCACGGGGGAGUUUGUUCCGCUUACUUCAAAAGAACACUGCCAAGCUGGAUCCAAGACGGAGAGUUCACAUGGCUAUAGACAUUGCAAGGGGUAUGAGUUAUCUUCACCAUUGUAGCCCUCCUAUUGUUCACCGUGAUCUAAAAUCAUCAAAUUUGUUGGUUGACAAGAACUGGACUGUAAAGGUUGCAGAUUUUGGUCUUUCACGUCUAAAACUCGAAACGUUUUUGCGAACAAAAACUGGAAAAGGAACGCCACAAUGGAUGGCCCCAGAGGUGUUACGUAAUGAACCUUCAGAUGAAAAGUCUGACGUGUACAGCUAUGGGGUUAUUCUAUGGGAACUUGUGACCCAGAAGAUACCCUGGGAUAAUCUCAAUACAAUGCAGGUUAUCGGAGCUGUUGGUUUUAUGGAUGAGAGGUUGGACAUUCCAAGCGAUACAGAUCCUAAAUGGGCAUCGAUGAUUGAGAGUUGUUGGGAUAGCGACCCACAAAAACGCCCUUCGUUCCUAGAGCUCCUGGACAGGCUUAGGGACCUGCAAAAGCAGUACAGCCUGCAGGCUCAGAUGCAGCGUAACCUGUCUGCCGACGCUCUGCUGAAAGGCUCUGUGAAAUGA